AUGUCAUCUGAGGAGGACGGCGGCAACCUCGGGACGACGGCGGUGGCGGGGGGAGCAGAGUGUUUCGUCGGCGGCGGCGGCGGCAUCGGUGGUGGGGGUGAUCCGUUGGACGGUUCGGCCGACAAACUGUUGAAGAACAAGGCAAAGCGGAGCAGACAGCGCGUGGAUGCCGGCGAGCCACGUAACAGUUACUCGUCCAUUCCGAAUUUCAGUUCGCGACCGAUCGUGUCCUCGGCACCACUGCUCAAUCAGGCCGCCAGCUUCUACGGAGCAUUUUUUGGCCAAGGCCACCAACAGUACUUCUUCAACCAGGGCUUCGCGCCCGGUAAAAUGCUAAACGAGUUCAUCGGCCGUCAAGUCAAAGAAGAAAUGGUGACCAUGGACUCGUCCGACUGCCUUACACAGCCACUGCCCGGUCUACCCGGUUCGCCGGCCACCGGACCCAACAGCGAGCUGGCUCAUCACAUGCUCCGUGACAUACUACAGGGCAGAAAAAAGGAACUGCUCGCCCUAGAACAGGAGUUCCGCAACUCCGACGACCCGUCGUCGCCGGACAACAGUAUCAUGAACAACAACAACAACAUAAACAGCAACAAAAACGAUAUCAGCGGCGCGGACGACUGCACCGCCACCGCCGCCGCCAAAAAUUUGGCCGCCGCGGACAUCGUCGACAGCUGCAGCGGCAAGCCAGUUGAUCCAGUCGAGGUAAGCUCAGUUAACAAUUUUAUUAACAACAACAACAAUAACGCGGUGACCAACGAUCACGACGCGGACGACAUUAAUGACGGUACCGAUUCCGAGAGGUCACUGGGCUCGCCUGUGUCCGACACCAAAGAAAUCGCGGCCGAGGAACAAAGUAAAGAUUUCGAGGUGAAAGUCGAACAAAACGAGUUAAAAAAAGCUAGGGUCGAAAACAUCGUGUCUACGAUGAGGUCUAGCCCGUCGUUGCCGGUCCAGGUCAACGGCUGCAAGAAACGCAAGCUGUACCACCCUCAACAGCACGACAACAGCGAGCGGUAUAACACGAUGGACGUGGACGACGACGACAACGACGACGAUGACGAAGAGCUGAGCCCCAACGAGCUCAGACAAAAAAUGGUCGAGAAAAACGUGCUGAAGGAUCAACUGCGCACCAUGCAGGAACAGUUGGCGGAAAUGCAACACAAGUACGUUCAACUGUGCACCAGGAUGGACAACGACGACGAGCCCGAAGACGGUAGCGAUGUCGAACAGGAACAAGUUGAAAUAUCGGCAGCGCGGCACAGCCCGCCGGCCGCCCCGAAGUGUACUACACCGCUUCCGAUGAUGCCCUCGUCGGCCCAGCAGAUCAACCCAAACUUUUCAAAAAUGGUCAAAUUUCUGCCACAAACGCACAUGCCCAUACACCCGUCGUUUAACGGGGCACUGACACUGCUCCAGCAGCAAGUACUCCAGGAGCAGCACAACACUCACAGCCAACACCACGCGAUCAACAACGCGGCGGCCAUGUACCUGCAGGGAGUCGGCCACAAACUAUUCAUGGAACAGGAAGCCAGGCUGGCCAAGGAAGCCGCUAUCGCAGCCGAACAGCAGCUACAUCAACAGCAGCAGCAACAACAGCAACAGCUACAACAACAACAACAACAACAACAACACCAACAACAACAACAACUACAGCAACAACAACAGCAGCAACAACAGCAACAACAGCAACACCAUCACGCACACCACGUCAACCAGAUGAACGUGCCACCGCCCAUGCACCCGCAAAAAGCCGCGUCUGCCGAAACCCCCGAAAAGAUCGCGGCGGUGCCCGGGUCCGGCCGUCAGCCAGCUACCGCACAACCGUUCCCAGACCUCGACCUGUUGGCGGACGCACUCAAGUCCGAAAUAUCCACCACGCUAACCGGGCUCAUCGACACGAUAAUGGCCAAGUUCGCGCAACAGCAACAACAGCAGCAGCGCAAACCGUCCAAAACGGCGGACGCGGCGGACAUGCAACUGUCGUCUAAAGACGUUGACCGCAAGUCGCCCAGGACCAAAGUCAUCGACCGCGGUAGCCACGGAGCCGACCGCGGCUCCGGUUUGGUGAACGGCCUGUCGAAGAUGAUGAACGGCGUCGGCGGCGGCGGUUACGGCGCCACGAGCCAGGUGCCGGUGACGGGCGGCGGUAGCGGCGGUAACGGCGGUAGCAGUAACGGUCUGCUGCAGAUGCCCAGCAACGGACCGACCGAAUUGAGAAACGGUUUGGUCAACACGACGUGUGGCGCCGGAGCCGGCCUUUACAACGGUGCGGACGCCGUCGCGGCUGCCGCGGCGCUCGGACACGUCCGAGGCGCUCAAAUGUUUGCGCCAAAACUGCACGGCUCGGCCGGUCUGAGCAACGCGGCCGCGGCGGCCGCCUUGUACUCGUCCAUGAGCGGGCUUCCGUCACACCUGAACCCGUUCUGCAUGGAACGCGAACCGGCGCCCGAACAGAACGAGGCUCUCAGCCUGGUGGUGAUACCCAAAAAGAAACGGCAUAAGGUCACCGACACCCGGAUCACCCCGCGCGCCAUCAAUCGCAUACUCACUCAGGACUCGGUGAACAACAACAACAGCAGCAGCAGCAACAACAAUAACAACAACAGUGGCAACGGAAAUCCGAUACAAUCGUUGGACGGCAGGGCGCAGCAACCGGUCGGCAGCACGCAGGCCAUGCAGCAGUCCGCCGUCAUGCAGCCCACGGCUGGCGACUCGCCCCCGCCGCCGCCGUCCCAACAGCGGCCGUUCCACCAGCAGCAGCAGCAGCAGCAGCAGCAACAGCAGCAGCAACAGCAAUCGCCGUCGGUCACGCCGACCGCUCCGCAGCCGCCACCUCCGCCGCCCUCGAUGCCCAUGUUGCCGGUGUCGCUGCCCACUUCGGUGGCCAUACCCAACCCCAGCCUGCACGAGUCACAGGUGUUCAGCCCGUACAGCCCGUUCUACACCAGCCAGCACCAGGGCGUACCGCACCACAUCCCGUCGUCCAGCCCGCCCGGCAUGUCCGACUCACCACCGCCGCCGCCACCACAGCACCAUCACGGAUCGCUGCUCCACCCCGCCCUGCUGGCCGCCGCGCAGCACCACAACUCGUCGCCGGACCUGAUGAGCAUGAAGGCCCGGAUGGACAUGUCCAUGGGCAACGGCGGCAACGACAGCGUCGAUCGCAUUUCCGAGUGCAAUUCCGGGGACGGACCAUACGACGGCAUGUCGCCUAUAUCGUCAACCCUGACUCCAAUGCACUUGCGAAAAGCCAAGCUGAUGUUCUUCUGGGUCCGGUACCCCAGCUCGGCCAUCCUAAAGAUGUACUUCCCCGAUAUCAAGUUCAACAAGAACAACACCGCACAACUAGUCAAAUGGUUCUCAAACUUCAGAGAGUUCUAUUACAUUCAGAUGGAAAAAUACGCACGGCAAGCCGUCAGCGAGGGUUUGCAGAGAUCCGAAGAUAUACACGUCAACAAGGACAGCGAGAUCUACAGGGUCCUCAACCUGCACUACAACCGCAACAAUCACAUUGAGGCACCUAGCAAUUUUGAGUAUGUGGUCCAGCAGACCUUACGCGAAUUUUUCGUGGCUAUCCAAAACGGAAAGGAUACGGAACAAUCGUGGAAAAAGUCUAUAUACAAGGUCAUCUCUCGUAUGGACGACACGGUGCCAGAGUACUUCAGGUCUCCGAACUUCCUCGAACAGCUCGAAUAAACGAUAUAUAAUAUACAUUAUAUAUUUAUAUACACGCAUUCGACUCGCGUCUGUAAACUGUGCUUUUUUUAAAAAUUUUAAUAAUUAUUAUCGUUUUCAUUAAAAAAAAAAACGAAAGCUCAAAACAAUGAGUUUUUGUGAUGGGUUAUAUUAUAUUCUAUUUAUGCAUUGUUGUGUACAGUCAUUUUGAAAACAAAUUUUAUAACAUUCAUUAUGUUUUACUUUUUGGUUUCUAAAUAUUUUUAUAAAACAUUAAGGGCGGUCUCUUUGUACAAAGGAAAAAUUAAUAUUAUGUUGUACAAAAAAUUUAAAUUUAUCUUUACUUAUUUUAUUUUUAUAUAAUUAUAUAUAUAUUUUAAAAAGAAAAAAUUAUAAUCACCUAUAUAUUGAAAUUAUAUAUAUAUGUAUAUGGAAUAGUCUAAAUGUAUAUAGGGAACAAGAGACCCACCAAUUUUUAUUUAUAAAAAAAAUAACCAAUAUUACGAUGUAUAGUAGAGAUAUUAUUGCCCCAAAUAUGGGUCGGUUAAUGUACACAACAUAUUAUUUAUAUAUAUUAAUUGAUUGUUAAAAACUACAUUUUAUUCACACGGGGUACCCAUUUUAUUAUUAUUAUUAUUAUUAUUAUUAUUAUUAUUACUAUUAUUAUUAUCAUUAUUGUCAUUAUGAUUAUUAUGUACCUAUUAUUAUUUUUAAUUUUACAUCAAUGUUUAGGUUAGGUUAUAUUGUUAUUUCACAAUUUUAUAGCACUUGAUAACAAACUAAAAACAAUUUUAAACAAAAUUAAAUCCGCCCGCGACGGCGUUCAAAUACUCCCUCCCCCUCCCCCCCACUCACGUGAUCUCACAUUAUUCCAAUUAUAAUUAUCUAGCGUAAUUUUUAUUUUUUAGUUUAUUUUAUUUUAUUUUAUUUAUUUUAUUUUUAUUAUUAUUUUUUUUUUUUUUUUGGUGUGGUGAGUUUCUCCUAGUCAAAUAAAUUAAAAAAUAAAAGGAUCAUAUAUAUUAUUAAUAAUAGUUCUUACAAUAUUAUAAUUUCGUCGUUAUUAUUUUAUCGUUGUCGUUAUUAUACAUAUAAUAUCAUUAUCACCGUUUAUAGUUUUCCCCAUCCGCUCGCGGUACCUCCGCCCAUAGACACAGACCACUUCCAAUAACAUAAACUUUGAUAUUAUAACAUAUUAAUGAUAUUCAGAAUACAAUCAGUUUACAGACAGUUUACAACUCGCAACACAAAUAUUAUAACAAUAUUACAGCAAUAAUAUUCCUAUACAGCCGAUUUAUCACACGAUAUAUACAUACACACGUGCAUAUUUAUACACACACACACACUCUCACACAUACUCAAAUAAUAUAAGUACAUACAUCGAACAUGUUUUACAAUCGAAUACAAUAUCGCAUAUACACACAUAAUAUUAUAUACAUCAUACAUCAUCACACACACAUUUAAUAUAUGUAUAUAAUAUAUUAUACGAAUAGAGUACCUAUAUACUUAUACAACAUUAUAUUAUAUUAUAUAUUAUUAUAGACACACACAGGCGCAAAACUUAUAUACAACACUCGAAGGACAUCGCACACAUCAUACACAUAUACGUGUCCCCGCGCGGGACCUGUAUAAUUUGAGAAUUUUUUUUCGUUCCGUUUGUUUCGUUGUUUUAGUUCGCCGCGCGUAUCAGACGAAAUAUUUUACUUCUUCCGUCGACAAGAUAUUAUUACGCUCGUGUAUAUUUUAUUUUCCACGCAUAUCACGCAUCCGUAUAUACAAACCACCCUCGGUACACACACACACAUACACAUAUACACACAAACGGAUAUAUUUAGAACAGACAGAUACACCGAUAAUAUAUAAAUAUAUUAUCGAAUUAUAUACAUCACACAGACAGUUUAUACAAUACAUUAUAAUAUUAUUAUUAUUAUUAUUAUUAUACGCUACACGACACAAUAUUAGCAACAGAAAGAAAAUACACAUUAUAUAUAUAUAUAUAUAUAUACACACACAUAUAUUAUAUACGCGCCGAAUUCGGUGGGUGGUGAAAAAACGCAAAGACUUACGAUUCGCCGGCGUUCUGCACAGUCGGAUUUCGGCGUUUAGCGAUCCGCCCCGUCCCCCCGUCACGCGCGAGUUUCAAACGCAGUUUCAGUAUUAUAGUUACAAUAAUAUAACAGACGCGAGUCGCGAAAGUCCGCCGCAAGACGGACGGUACACCUACACCCGCCCACACAUACACACACGCACACACACAUACAGAUCGCAAUCACCCCAGUUAUUAUAUACACCAUCGCAUAUAGACGCAGACAGAUAGACAGACAGCCGAAAAGUUAUAAACAUAAAUCAUAUAGUACACAGCGAUAGACUUUCGGUAACUCGGGAGUUCGUGGGUUAGAAAAAAAUAAAAGCCGUCGGACAGUUCGUUACAUCCGAAAACUGAUGAAAAUUACACGACUAUCGCGAGAGGCUUAACGAGGAAAAAAAUUUAAAAUUCCAGUUACCGACGAGAGUCGACUGCAAUACAUAUUAUACAUAGACACACCCACCCACAUACACACACACACACACAUAUACAUUUGCGCAGGGGAUUCGUAUAUUAUAUAAUAUUUUCUAUAGAUUUAAACCGGUACAGACGCACAUAGGAAAUAUGUGCGACAAUUAUAUAAUAUACAGAAACAAAAUAGCGUGUUUGUUGUACGACAAACACGUUAAAAAAAUGGCAUUGUAGAUUUAAACAAUAAUAUGAUAUAUUAUUAUUAUUAUAUUAUUACGAUAUAACUCUAAUAUUAUUUUUUAUUCGAUUUUUUCACUAUUACUACUACUAAUAAUAAUAAUACUACUA
This is a messenger RNA of Rhopalosiphum maidis (corn leaf aphid), 6520 nucleotides long. RefSeq names its product homeobox protein prospero (gene pros). The transcript is spliced from 4 exons. Lineage: Eukaryota; Metazoa; Arthropoda; Insecta; Hemiptera; Aphididae. Gene Ontology annotation, cellular component: nucleus. Gene Ontology annotation, molecular function: RNA polymerase II cis-regulatory region sequence-specific DNA binding; DNA-binding transcription factor activity, RNA polymerase II-specific. Gene Ontology annotation, biological process: regulation of transcription by RNA polymerase II. The record is from RefSeq and is a predicted model, not a curated record. The coding region runs from base 1 to 3699 and encodes 1232 amino acids.